CUUCAGUUCCUACCCGGACCUAAAUAAUCGUUGCACGCGAAAGAGGCAUGGCGUCCUUCGGUCAGAGGCACCAGUGACAUACAUUAUCCAUUUGCCCUUUCGUAUCCAUUUAAGUGUUUUUUUAUGAAGGUGUAUACAUAUUCUUCACAAUGGUGACCAGGACCGUGUGUCGAGCUCUCCAGCGCCGCUUUGCAUCUGCCGCCGCGGCAGUGCGUGCAGCACCUGCUGAGGUCCGCAGCCAGCGCAAUGCCGUCUUCUCCAGAGAGCAGGCCAGGCAGAGAGCUCUGUACCCUCGCCUAGAGAAGAUAGAGGUGUCCAUGCAGGGCCCGGGGAUGGACGGUACAAUGCUCAUCAUGAACAGAGGGAUGUCCACUCCGCUGAGCUGUGCCAGACACCUGACGGAGCAUCACGUGACCAACUCGGCCCUGGCCCUGGUGGACGGGGAACUGUGGUCUCUGCACCAGCCCCUCACCCACUCAUGCUCACUCACUCUGCUCACAUUUAAAGACACCGAUCCAACGCUUGCCAACCAGGCCUACUGGCGUUCCUGUGCUGCGCUGCUCGGCCAGGUGUUGGAGACUGCGUUCAAAGAAGACUUCACUGUGGAGCUGCUCAGCACACUCCAGGUGGCAGUCACUUCAGGAGCUUUCUGCUGUGAUGUGGUGCUCGACCCUCAGCUGGACUCAUGGACUCCCUCAGAGGAGUCGUUGCGGUCUUUUACCCAAGGGACCCAGAAGCUGAUCCACCAGGACCUGGCCUGGGAGCCUCUGGAGGUGGCGCCCUCUGUGGCGCUGGAGGUCUUCUCACACAGCAGGUGUAAACAGGAAGAGGUGGAACAGAAGGCAGCACAAAGUCCCAAAGGCACAGUGAUGCUCAACAGAUGUGGUGACCAUGUGCUGCUGAGUGUGGGCCCUCUGGUGGCCAGAACAGGCCUGUGCUCCCAGUACCUUGUGACAGCCCUCCACAGCCUGGGAGAGGGACCCUGGGGCCUCCAUCGUCGAGCACAGGGCCUCUCCCUUCCUCUGGGGAUGGAGGCUCACCACACAGUCUGGAGGAAACUGAGUGAGCGGGCGAGGAAACUGGUUGAGGUGCCGAAACCGGAAGAAGUAACACCGACCUCUCCUCCUGACUCCACUCAGCCUCCCAGCUCCACCUCCGACCAGCCAGUGACGACCUCUGUGUAACCUUCCACACACACACACACACACUUUAACAUGUAUCUGAUUGUGUUAUUUGUUCAAUAAAUCUGUAAAAAUAUGUGACAAAUCGC
Cottoperca gobio is the source of this 1270-nucleotide messenger RNA. It is a transcript of the gene mrpl39, whose product is annotated as mitochondrial ribosomal protein L39. The transcript has 10 exons. Gene Ontology annotation, molecular function: nucleotide binding; RNA binding. The coding region runs from base 150 to 1184 and encodes 344 amino acids. The record is from RefSeq and is a predicted model, not a curated record. Gene Ontology annotation, cellular component: mitochondrion. Lineage: Eukaryota; Metazoa; Chordata; Actinopteri; Perciformes; Bovichtidae.